AUGCUUCCUAAUAUGUAUCGUUUUGACCAGAAUGAAACUCGCUCUUCAAUCGAAUGGUGUUUCAGAACAUAUCCAGUCAUUACAAAAGUCAUGGCCGCAGCACGCCCUCUCACUUGGUUGAUCACUGGUGCCUCAUCCGGCUUCGGCAAGGCGCUUGCCCUAGAAACUCUCAGAGCAGGCUACAAGGUAAUCGGCACCACUCGUGAUGUUGGAAAGGCAGAAGUCUCAUUCCCUGAGUUCAAAUCUAAAGGCGGAAUCUGGCUAGAGCUGGACCCCGCCCAAAAAGAUGCCUAUGAACAAUUUUCCAAAUGCUCUCAAGAACACGAUGUCGAUGUGCUCGUGAACAAUGCAGGAUAUGCUUUCGUUGGCGGUGUUGAAGAUACAAGUGAGGAUGAAGUUCGCGAUCAAAUGGAAGUCAACUUCUACGGGCCUCUCCGCAUUGUCCGAGCCUGUCUCCCAACCAUGCGUGCAAAAGGCUCUGGCAACAUUCUUCUUAUUAGCAGUGGCGCUGGGUACGCAGUAUUCUCUCUUCCCCAAUUUACUUUUCAGACCUCGGUCUUGAAGUUCGACUUACUCAGCAACAGCUUCCUAGCCCUUGCUGGACGAUCCACAUACGCCGCCAGCAAAUUUGCCAUUGAGGCUGUCCACGAGUCCCUCGCUCAAGAGGUUAAGACGUUCGGUAUCAAAGUCCUUAUAGUAGAACCCGGUGCUUUCCGCACGCCCUUCUCGAGCAGGAUCAUCAAUCCAGCUCAGUACAAGGAUAGUAACGGCUUCAGUGAAGCCUACAAGGACACUGCGGUUGCGCAGAUGGUCGGUUUGACUGCAACUAUCAAGAACAUUGAAGACUUUGCCAAGGGAGACACAGAUAAAGCCGCGAAAGCUAUCGUCGGGGCUGUCGUCAACGGUCACGAUUAUCUUCGGCUGCCGCUGGGGAGCGACUGUGCAAGAUCAUUGGAGGCCAAAAUUGGAUGGUUACAGAGUGACUUGGAUGCUACUCGGGAGAUUGCCACAUCGACAGACGUCGAUUGA
Talaromyces atroroseus is the source of this 1029-nucleotide messenger RNA. RefSeq lists its product as hypothetical. Lineage: Eukaryota; Fungi; Ascomycota; Eurotiomycetes; Eurotiales; Trichocomaceae. The record is from RefSeq and is a predicted model, not a curated record. The coding region runs from base 1 to 1029 and encodes 342 amino acids. The transcript has 3 exons. Gene Ontology annotation, molecular function: oxidoreductase activity.